Priapulus caudatus is the source of this 2672-nucleotide messenger RNA. Its product is annotated as regulator of telomere elongation helicase 1 homolog. Gene Ontology annotation, cellular component: nucleus. Lineage: Eukaryota; Metazoa; Priapulida; Priapulimorpha; Priapulimorphida; Priapulidae. Gene Ontology annotation, biological process: negative regulation of t-circle formation; negative regulation of DNA recombination; regulation of double-strand break repair via homologous recombination. The transcript has 21 exons. Bases 278 to 2662 code for a protein of 794 amino acids. Gene Ontology annotation, molecular function: DNA binding; DNA helicase activity; ATP binding. The record is from RefSeq and is a predicted model, not a curated record.
AGUUCAUACUCUCUUUGCAAGAAAGUUGUGAUCAUAAUAUUUAUUAUUAAAAUAUAUCAUGAUAGCAAUAACGGUGCAUUUAUUUACAACGUGUGUAAGCUGAGCAGUCAUUCCCGCUAGUUUAAGUUGUGUUAAGGAGUGUGUUAUUUGACAGUUAAUCAAAGUUUGACAGUGAAGCUGCGUGUAUCAAACUUCAUUGUCACAACACAAUCACGUAGGGGCCUAAUUUUGCAAUUUAUACUUAUGUACGACGUUUAACCCAAGCCAUAUCGUAGGCAUGGCAAAUGUAAGGGCAUCAGUGGAAGGGUUGGAAGUCCUAUUUCCAUUUGAGCCCUAUAAAUGUCAGUUGGACUACAUGGCAUCAAUGAUUAAAUGUUUACAAAAGGGAGAGAAUGGAAUUUUGGAAAGUCCAACAGGAACAGGAAAGACACUCUCUCUGCUAUGCUCUUCUCUAGCUUGGCUAGAAACACAGAAAGCAAAGUUGUGGUUGAUGAAGGUCGCCUCAAGGGCGAGGUUGCGCGGAGAGUUGUGGGACAUGACGUCGUCCGGUGGCGGCUCACUCGAUGUCUCGCUCACCGUCAGCAAGUACCUAUUUGAGCUGCUGGCUUCGGUAGGCAUUAACGACGGGAACGUACUGUACCUGCUCGACCUGACGGAUAAACUUGCUAACGAGUUGGCGUUGAACACGGAAGGGGGGGCCUUCGCUCGCCGGGGGGCGGGUCUCAACAAGGUCACGAAUCUUCUCAAGUUCCUUCCGUUGAUCAAAGGGCGUGAGGUGGCGCCGCCCGGUGGCCCGCAGGCGGGCGGGCGCGGCACCGGCAGCGAGUUCUAUCGCACCUUCGUCAGCGUCGAGGAGCAGAAGUGGUCCGGCAGCAAUAAGCAGCCGGCAAACCCGUGGGAGUCGAGCAAGUCGACGAAGAAAGUAUCGCACCGCGUGCAUACUAACUUGGUGUUUCAGCGGCCCGCCAUGCAGGACUACCACGCGCUAUCGCUGCACUACUGGUGUUUCAGCGCUGGCUCGGCCAUGCAGGACCUCGUCGCUAGCGGAGUUCACUGCAUCAUCCUCACCAGCGGCACGCUCAGCCCGCUCUCCUCCUUCAAGACUGAGAUGAGAAUGGUGAAAUCGAGUAUUCUGGGAUCGAGGGAACAACUCUGCAUCAACUCCAAAGUUGUAGCUUUAGACAGCAACAGUGCCAAAACACAUCUCUGUCGGCAGAUGACGAAACAACGAGCGUGCUACUUUCACACCAAGUUUGAUGACAUGCGACAGAAGACCACUGAUGUGAUGAGGGACGUCUGUGGCAAGGAAAACAACGUCAUGGACAUAGAGGACCUUGUCACUGUCGGACGCAAGAAGCAGGUAUGUCCGUUCUACAUGACUAAGGAGGGUCAGGGUACGGCGGAUAUCAUCUUCAUGCCCUACAACUACCUACUCGAUCCUACCUUCAGGAAAAUUAACAAUAUCGACGUCGCCAACUGCGUCCUGAUAUUUGACGAGGCACACAACCUGGAGCAGAUGUGUGAGGACUGCGCAUCUACGGAGCUUCGUUCCAGCGAGCUCGCGAUGGCAAUCAACGAGGUUCAGGACCUGCUCACAAGGAAGCUGCAGCAAGAGGGCGGGGAGGAGGUGCUGGGGGUUGCCAUGCCCUCCGCCGAGCCGUCGGCGGAUUAUUCAGUCAAGGACCUUAGCCUUCUCAAAACACUUCUACUGGACCUUGAGGCAGCCAUUGAUUCACUACCAUUAAGCGUGAACAAGACCCUAAAGAAAAGCGGGAUCUUCCUUCCGUUGAUUAAAGGGCGUGAGGUGGCGUCCGCCCGGUGGCCGGAGCGAGGCGGCGCGCCGGCACGGCAGCGAUCUAUCGCGACCUUCCGUCCAGCCGUUCGAGGAGCAGAGUGGUCCGAGAAGACAAGCAAUAAGCGGGCAAAACCCGUGGAGUCAGCAAGGCAUUUAGCGCUGCGGUUAACACAGCCGUUCCUAUAUGGCCACUCUGGGUUACGACUAGACUUUAUGAUGCAUUACAAUGGAAGCAGGGUCGCACGCUGCACUACUGGUGUUUCAGCGCCCGCCAUGCAGGACUACCACCCGACUGAGAUGAGAAUCCCGUUCCCGGUGCAGCUGCAGAAUGAGCACGUUGUCGGCGGAGAUCAGGUGUUCUUGGGCAUCGUGUCGCAUGGACCGGACAAUACCCUGCUCAGCUCCUCCUACCAGAACCGCAGCAGCCCAUCCUACCAGAAGUCCCUCGGCAACACCUUAGUGAACAUAAUGAAGGUUGUUCCCAUGGGUUUGCUGGUGUUCUUCCCAUCGUACGGAGUAAUGAACAUGUGUGUGAAGACCUGGCAGGACACAGGAAUUCUCGACAUCAUCGGCCGCAGGAAGCGAAUCGUCAUCGAACCGAAGGGCAAGGAAGCGUUCGAAUCCGCGAUGAGUAGCUUCUACGAGGCGAUCAAGGACCCGGCGUCGGGUGGCGCCACCUUCUUCGCCGUCUGCCGAGGCAAGGUCAGCGAAGGUCUCGACUUCUCGGACGUGAACGGGCGGGCGGUCGUCAUCACUGGGCUGCCGUUCCCGCCGCGCAUGGACAACCGCAUCGUGCUGAAGAUGGAGUUCCUCAAGGAGCAGAAGAGAGCUCUGAAGCAGGACAGCAUCGGCGAUGAGGAGUGGUAAGCCUGUGCGC